This is a messenger RNA of Acipenser ruthenus (sterlet), 3734 nucleotides long. RefSeq lists its product as uncharacterized. The record is from RefSeq and is a predicted model, not a curated record. The coding region runs from base 1319 to 2254 and encodes 311 amino acids. The transcript has 2 exons. Lineage: Eukaryota; Metazoa; Chordata; Actinopteri; Acipenseriformes; Acipenseridae.
GCUAAUUCAAAUGUAUUCAUACCCUUUGAUGCUGUGAUAGUAUUGUCUACAAGGUGCUAAAAAUUUCAAUAUGAUAAUGCAGAUUCUAGAUCCUAAUUCUAGAAUUGUCUAGAAAAUGCUGGAUUGUAGAUGAACAUUCUUAGGGAGUAUAAAAGGGUGAGGCACAGGAUGAUUGCUGUCAUUACCAAUAAAUCAAUAUGGGAAAAAGUAAAGAGCUAUCUGAAGACCUUAGGCAGAAAAUUAUUUAUUGUCAUAAGCUGGUGAAGGAUUCAAGAUGAUUUCCAAGCAUUUGAGUAUCCCAAUUUCAACCAUUGUUUCUAUUAUCACAACGCUCCUUCGGUCUGGAGGAAAGAAGAUUCUUUCACCAAGUAGAAUAACUGUGAGGAAGGUUAAUAACAAUUUGAGAUUGUCUGCCAAAGAUAUUCAAAGUGAAUUGGCUGCAAGUGGGACUGGGGUUUCCAUUUCAACCAUAGGUUGAGUAUUGCAUGGUAAAGGUCUCAAUGGUCUCAGGCCAAGGAAAAAGCCACUCUUAGGAAAACGCCACAAGGACAAUCGCUUAAAGUUUGCAAAACGGCAUUUGAAUGAUGGAUAUGAGUUCUGGUUAAAGGCUUUGUGGAGUGAUGAAACAAACAUCAAGCUAUUUGAUCAUGCUGAUAGUUGUUACAUUUGGAGAAAAUCUGAUGAGGCAUACAAAGAAAAGAACACCAUACCUACUGUCAAGCAUGGAGGUGGUAAUAUCCUUCUAUGGGGCUGUUUUUCCUCUAAUGGCACAGGAAAUCUAGUUCCAAUACAUGGUAAAAUGGAUUCCAUAGCAUAUCAAAAGAUAUUGGCCAAUCAUCUGAAACCCUCUGCUACAAAACUUGAUUUAAAGCAAAACUGGACGUUCCAACACAACAACGAUACAAAGUACAAAACACACAUCAAAAUCUACUUCAGAAUGGUUAAAGAAUAAAAUAAUCAAGGUUCUGAAAUGGCCUAGUCAAAGUCCCAAUCUAAAUCCGAUUGAGAACACCGUGUAACAAAUUAUUAUUUUUUUUGGUUCCUGGGUAGUAAGUGUUAUUUCCUAAUUGCUUAUGCCUCAAAAGUAUAGAAAAUGGCUAUUAUUCCCCACAAACUUUGCUUUUGUGACCAGGACAGUGAUAUUUUGAAAUUUACCUAUUUUCCAGAACAUUCCAGAUAGAUUCAGUGCUGCGUAAAUUGGAGUAACUUCUAGAACUUUCUAGUAAUAUAAAUAGUAGUAUAAAUACAGGGGCCUUAAGCCCACCAGUUCAGUUUAGUUCCAGCUGCCUAAGUGGAUACAUAUCUGCAUUUUUCUGAGAUGGCAUCAAGAGGCUGCAAGCAUCCGGCAGACGCAUUUUGCUAUGUCUGCGGCCAAUUUAUCAAGACAAGAGCGAAAAAGUACUCCGUGGAAGCAUCUGCUAAGAUGUGUGAGGCCUACAAGGCAUAUUUCGGCAUGCCUGUCAGGGAUCAAGACAAACCCUGGGAACCUCAUUUCACCUGCGAGCACUGCAAAAAAACUCUGGAAGGAUGGUACAGAGGGGAAAAGAGAGCCAUGAAGUUCGCUAUCCCAAGAAUUUGGCGGGAACCCACUGACUACUCAAGCAACUGCUACUUCUGCAUGGUGGACCCUUCCAAGUGGACCGAGUUCUCUAUGGGGAGGAACAACGUCAAGUGGGAGCCACUGGUGGACCCCCGGAAGGUGCUGAUGCCACCACUGCACAUCAAAUUGGGCCUUAUGAAACAAUUUGUCAGAGCUCUAGAUAAGGAGUCGGCAGCCUUCAAGUACCUCAAAGACUUCUUCCCUAAGCUGUCUGAUGCAAAGGUCAAAGCCGGUGUCUUCGUCGGACCACAGAUAAAGAAGAUCCUGGAGUGCAAUGAAUUCCCCAAGAAGCUCACUAGUAAGGAGAAAGCGGCUUGGAACAGCUUUGUCACAGUGGUUCGGGGCUUCCUGGGCAACCACAAGGCCGAAAACUAUGUGGAACUGGUUGAGACUCUGGUGAAGAACUACGGCACAAUGGGCUGUAGGAUGUCUCUCAAAGUCCAUAUCCUUGAUGCUCAUCUUGAUAAAUUCAAGGAGAACAUGGGAGCGUACUCGGAGGAGCAAGGCGAGCACUUCCACAAGGAUAUACUGGACUUUGAACGCCGCUACCAAGGACAGUAUAACGAGAACAUGAUGGGAGACUACAUUUGGGGGCUGAUUCGUGAAAGUGAUUUACAGUAUAAUCGUAAAUCUCGAAAAACUACUCACUUCUAAAUCUUUUGUAGUCAUUUUUGUAUUACUUUAGUAUAAAUACAUGUUAAUUUGGAUUCAUAUGUUGUUUUUUCUGACUUUAUGUGAACGAAAAGACACAAAUUCGCCCGUUUUCUCAUUGGAAAUAGGUAAAUUUCAAAAUAUCAUUGUCCUGGUCACAAAAGCAAAGUUUGUGGGGAAUAAUAGCCAUUUUCUAUACUUUUGAGGCAUAAGCAAUUAGGAAAUAACACUUACUACCUAGGAACAAACAUUGUGUUACAUAGUGGAAUCAUUGGUACGAGUUGAAGAAGGCUUGCACAAGAGAAGUCCUCUGAAUUUAAAUGAACUGGAACAAUUUUGUGUUGAAGAACGGUCAAAAAAUCACUAAAGAAUCAUGCCAAAAGCUAAUUGACAAAUAUCCUAUUCGUUAUUAUUGCUAAAGGUGCCUCCACUAGCUAUUAAUUUAAUCUUCCUUGUCAGGGUACGAAUACUUUUGAAUUAGCAUUUUUGGAGUUUUGCAAAAAAAUUGCUGAAAUAAAUAAUUGCAGACAUCUAUUUCUUGUAACUUUUUCCUCAUCCACAAAAGCAAAACUUUUGCUACAAAAGACUUUUCCUAUAAUUCACGAGGCGGCUGCCGGGACUAGUGUAGUACAGAGAAGGCAGAAAGGAGGUGUUAGUGUGACAGUAACGGGCGAAGGAACCCGACUUGAAGUGGACUGUGGCCCGAACUUCUGAACAGACUGCGGUCUGGAUAGAAAAGAGAUCCCCCACCAGAGAGAGGGCUUGGUCUGAAGGCUGUGGCCCCUGGGAUCUGAAAACAUGAGAAAAACUGCUGCGACAGAGCCGUCUCGCAGAGACCUGAAAGGAAGUAACAGUAAAAGGGGUUCCCUGACCGAUGUGGUGCUGCCCUCGGACGAGGUGAGACUGUGGCCUCCGAAGCCGGGAGCGGAGGAGCGUCCCGCAGGGAACCUGUAAAGAACAAGAAUAGGUGGGUGUGACAGGCGGACCGAGAUAAGGAGACUCAAAGUCAGGAUGUGCAGGGAAAAUAAGACUUUUAAUUAAACAAAAUACACAAAACAAAAAGCACGAUGGCCAACCAAAAAGACAAACACAAAAACAGGCUUUAACCAAACUAUACCAAAAAACCCCCACUCUCUCACACACACACACACACACACACUCUCUCUCGCUCGCUCGCACGCAUAUAUGUAUACAGUACUGUGCAAAAGUUUUAGGCAGGUGUGAAAAAAUGCUGUAAAGUAAGAAUGCUUUCAAAAAUAGACAUGUUAAUAGUUUAUAUUUAUCAAUUAACAAAAUGCAAAGUGAGUGAACAGAAGAAAAAUCUACAUCAAAUCAAUAUUUGGUGUGACCACCCUUUGCCUUCAAAACAGCAUCAAUUCUUCUAGGUACACUUGCACACAGUUUUUGAAGGAACUCGGCAGGUAGGUUGGCCCAAACAUCUUGGAGAACGAACCACAGUUCUUCUGUGGAUUUAGGCAGCCUC